Fimicolochytrium jonesii is the source of this 1428-nucleotide messenger RNA. RefSeq lists its product as uncharacterized. The record is from RefSeq and is a predicted model, not a curated record. NCBI's taxonomy places the organism in Eukaryota, Fungi, Chytridiomycota, Chytridiomycetes, Spizellomycetales, Powellomycetaceae. Gene Ontology annotation, cellular component: membrane. The coding region runs from base 147 to 1412 and encodes 421 amino acids. Gene Ontology annotation, biological process: carbohydrate metabolic process. Gene Ontology annotation, molecular function: chitin deacetylase activity. The transcript has 2 exons.
CUGUGUUGUUGAACGCUGCCGCCGCAUCGAAUGGCAGGGACAGCCGCUGUCCGGCAUAUAUAUGUACCAAGCCCUGUAUCAACGCCUCCCUUUCCUUGUCAGCCUCUAUCUUCCCGUGCACAUCCUCUUCUUUCAACACUGCAACUAUGCACGUUAAAGUAGCCUUGCUCGCUUCGGCGUUGGCCGUGGCCGCCGUCCCAGCCUUCGCGCAACAAACGAGAAGCCCGGCAGUACCACCACCGACCGUAGUCCCGCAGCCCACACCCCAGCAAUCCACUGUGCCUGCUCCUCCGCGACCCACGGUGAUAGUGACCGCCACGGUUCCUAUGCCUCUUCCGCCGAAGCCGACAGUUCCAUCAAGGCCGCCGGUCACCGUUGUUGUUCCCCCACCCGCCCCCACUACUCCCGCUGGCCCUGGCCCUGUUGUGGUUACCCUUCCAGCUGCUACGGCCACUGCAACGCCUGUCCCCGGAGAGGAGGUCAUCACGACAGUUGAACAGGCCCGAGCGGCGGCGGCUGCUGCCGCCGCCCGCAUUGCGGCCGAGGGAGCUCAGGCAGCGAUCAAUUUGGACAAUCUAGCGACCGUGCAGGGUGUCCCCGCAUAUCCCAACAUGCCAACGGUGUGGCCGGACCCGAACGAAAGCAGGGGUGCUAUCAACAUUCCAGAACUGUUGAAGGCGCCCCUGGUCGUCGCUGGAAUGGCCAAGGUCACCGCCGCCGUUUCGCCUGCGCUCUUGGAGAUCCCACCCUCCCUUCACACCGACCAAUAUGGCCGCGUGUGGUACACAGGGAACACCGCCCAGAAUUGUCACUGGCCCAGCACAAAAUGCCACACUCCUGAUGCCUCCGUUGGUGUGCUGCCCGAUAUCACGUCUUGCCCCGCACCCAACACCUAUGGAUUGACAUACGACGAUGGACCUAGUAAUGCCGCCAACGCAAGCCCGAGCUCGUUAGAUCUCCUCACUGCCCUCGCUCAACAGCAGCAGAAGGCCACCUUCUUUGUUGUUGGAGGUCCUAUUGUCUUUGCCCCCGAAGCGCUGGUUCGCAUGUAUGCAGAGGGACACGAGAUCGCCGUGCACUCUUGGACUCACAGCCCGUUGACUACGCUCACCAACGAGCAAAUUGUCGCUGAAAUCCUUUACACGGAGGCUCUCAUCUACAAGAUCCUCGGAGUUCGUCCCCGUUACUUCCGUCCCCCAUACGGAGACGUUGACAACCGUGUGCGUGCCAUCAUUGGAGCGCUCGGCUACGAGAGCAUUUUGUGGACCGACGUCAAGGACACCAUGGACACCUCCCCCGCUCAAUUCCCCACCUUGGUCACCAACGUGCAAACUUGGUUUGUUCAGCAACCUGGUUUCAUUGCGCUCCAACACUCCCGUAAGUCCAUUCUCAGACUUCUGGUGCAAACCUGACGUUGAACUGACUAUA